AUGGGAAGGAGUCCUUGUUGUUCUAAGCAAGGUUUGAACAAAGGAGCAUGGACAGCUAUAGAAGACAAAAUUCUCACAGAAUACAUAAAGAUUCAUGGCGUAGGAAAAUGGAGACACCUGCCCAAAAGAGCAGGUCUCAAGAGAUGCGGGAAAAGUUGCAGGCUAAGAUGGUUGAAUUAUCUAAGGCCUGGCAUUAAAAGAGGAAAUAUUACUAGCGAUGAAGAGGACCUUAUUAUCAGGCUUCACAACCUUCUUGGAAACAGGUGGUCCUUGAUUGCUGGACGGCUUCCAGGACGAACAGACAAUGAAAUCAAGAACUACUGGAAUACCAAUAUUGGAAGGAAACUUCGAAAUGUUACCCCAAACAGUUCCAUUAUGAGUGGUUCACGAAGCUCAUUGCACUCAGCUCAAGAAGAUCCUAACCUCAAAACUCAAGAGUGGAACUGUCCUUACCCACCAAAUAAGGAUUCAUGCGUAGUUCAUCCUAAAGCAACAAGAUGGACUAAGGUCACAGUACUCACUAGAGAAAUUAUUCAACUAAAUGAGAAUAUUGAAGGGAUCAAUGUCGGUGAUAACAAGAUGAAGGGAUCACCAGUGUCAGUGUCACCAUCUUCAGAGUGUAACAUUGAUCCAUUGGAUUUCAUGGAAGAUUUUGAGAUGGAUGGCAAUUUCUUUUCGGAGCUCCUCAAGAUGGAUUUUCCUGAACCAUCAUUUUUGGAAAAUAAGAUAAUGGAAGACAAUGGUAACCCUAGCUUAGUCGACAAGGGCCAUAAUUUGUGUCCAAAAUCAUACAAUGAUGCCCACUUCCCUUGGGGUAAUUCAUUGUAUGAUACAGAUUUUGAUUUUCAAUCAGUGGCUACUUAUAUGGAGUCCGGAUUUGAUUGGCUUUGA
Molecule: messenger RNA, 891 nt
Organism: Gastrolobium bilobum
Lineage: Eukaryota; Viridiplantae; Streptophyta; Magnoliopsida; Fabales; Fabaceae
Product: transcription factor MYB1-like
Exons: 3
Coding region: 1-891 (296 amino acids)
Source: RefSeq, a predicted model, not a curated record